Messenger RNA from Penicillium angulare, 870 nucleotides. RefSeq names its product putative mitotic spindle checkpoint protein (Mad2B). The record is from RefSeq and is a predicted model, not a curated record. The transcript has a single exon. Gene Ontology annotation, cellular component: zeta DNA polymerase complex. Lineage: Eukaryota; Fungi; Ascomycota; Eurotiomycetes; Eurotiales; Aspergillaceae. Bases 1 to 870 code for a protein of 289 amino acids.
AUGCCGAUGGCCAGUGAGACCAGUAGUACCACCACUAUGACCACUUUCUCCGCCCCGAUCCCUGCUACCAGAUCGCUGCCCAGCAACCAAUCGGCGCUGGCGGCCUCGUUCACCAACUUCCUCACCGUGUCCGUCCACCAAAUACUUUUCUUACGUACCGUUUACCCGCGCGCGACUUUCCUCCCCGUGCGAGCAUAUAAUUACCCUGUCCGACAAUCCCGUCACCCUAAGGUGUGUGACUAUAUCAAUGAUGCAUCUAUCGCAGUCGGGACGGAAAUUUUGAAAGGCACAAUUACCGCAGUCAGUAUCAUCAUUUCAUCUCUCCGCACAAAUCAGCCCCUCGAACGAUAUGCCUUUGAUCUAUCAGGCUUCCCCCGGGCACCUGCUGGAGAAGUGAACACUACAUUUGAAGACAGAAGUGAAGAUACAUCUAGGCCAGGUGGCCCCGUUUCGGAUCGGGGUCCGGCGCCAACUUCGGUCGACCUCGAAUCACAAUUUCGGGCUUGUUUGGCGCGUCUUGCGUCUGCCUGUGCACGCCUUACCCCUCUACCGCGAGAUGACGAAUUCAGCUUUACCGUCUGUAUCGAAGUUAGCGAAGACGCACUACCCCCCGCGGGCACUACUAAAGAAGAACAAACAUGGAUAGUCGCCGAACCAGGCAAGGUGCACCUGAGAUCCUGCACUGCCCCCUUCUCUGUAUCGAAAUUACGGAAUGGUGAGCCUCAACAGCCACCCCCUCGGGUCUCAAAUGGCCGCGCGAAAACAGUACCGGUGCGACGUGUGGAGGCUGGGGAACUUCGAUUGGAGUUGUGGGUAGAGGAAGCGCGGCAGAAGUUUAACGAACCGGUGGAGUCAGAACAGCCUCCCUGA